AUGGACUAUUCUGUGCAGGGUCCUCAGGUACGAAAUGCACUUGACCGACUUCUGGUUAAGGUCUCCUGCGAUCAAUGGCGGGAAUUCCGGGGAUUCCACAACCACAACAGCGGGACCUUCUCGAAAUGGUCCCGCGAGAUGGAUCGUAUUAAGGGUUGGCUUCAUGAGAUGGAAGGGAGUGAGAAAUCAUCCAAACGAGAGCUGCUGUCCACCCGGAAGCACAUUGAAGAAGCCGCAGAGUUUGCAGCUCGACCGUCUCGUGAACUGGAGGACUAUAAUAUCUCGACCGUUCCGUACCUUGGUUCUCGUCCAAUUUCGACACUUAACGUGAGCAAAGAGAUGCGACCAGAGAAGCAAGGGUGGCUGUAUUUGCGCACAUUGUCAGGAAAGCCCACUCGCACUGUUUGGGUCAAGCGGUGGGCUUUUCUCAAACACGGCAUAUUUGGGUGUCUUGUACAGGGCUCUCGUACUGGUGGCGUCGAAGAGAGUGAACGAAUCGGUGUACUGCUUUGUAGUAUUCGUCCUGCAUUCCAAGAGGAACGUCGGUUUUGCUUCCAAGUGAAGACCAAGAACAACACAAUUCUGCUGCAGGCGGAUAACCAAAAGGAGCUGAUGGAAUGGAUUGGUGCCUUCGAGGCGGCCAAACAGAAAGCGUUGGAAAACCCCGCAAGCACUGAUCUUUCGGUUUCUGGAAAAGUCACAGUUCAAGACCCUGCAUUUUCAAUUUCUCAACCUCCGGCUAUCGAGUUCGCUGCAGAUCCUGCAGACUCUCUUACCCCCCAUACGAACGAUGAGGCCGGCGCGGGAGAUCGCAGUAUGACGCUUCCUGUUCCAGAUCGUGAUGGACAUAUCAUGAGAAAUAGUACCGACAUUGGAAGCGGCAGAAGACCCACAGGCUUGGAUAAUGAGAGCUCUGCAAGAGAACAUGCAAGAGAGCAUACCUCUAGACUCAUCCAAAAGUUGGAUCUUCACCGCAAAUCGAACAAUGCGGCUCCAAUAUCUCCUUCCAUCCCCGGCCCUGCAGGCGGAAUAGCCAGUCUCAUCUCUGCCAGCCAUAAUAUUCUCCCUUACAGCAACACCGGUCCAAUCAACGUGAAUGCCGGUGACAAACGAGGUCGCAGUUUAAGCAACGUGGAUGAGCCUGGUUCAAGUCUUGCACCUGCCACGCUCGCCAAUCCCCCGGCACCCACAAGCAUGAGCAAGGCGGUAGUUGUUGUGAGCAAUGAAAGAGGUAUUGGAUUAGGUGUCUCUGAUAGCACGGGUGGCAUGCCCAGUGGCAUGAUGGCGAACCUAUGGGGUAGCUCUAACUGGGGUUUCAUGAACAAGCUUCAACGGGAACAACGCCAGAUCGAUGGAGUAUCUGAUGACACCUCAGAAGGCCGGCCGUCUUCCACCUUGAGCGACCACACGAUUGCUGCACAGCCCGAUGCAUCGGGUGCUUUAGCGGCCCCUCGACAGCCAUCAGGUCCACGCCACAGGCAGACAGUAAGCCUUGAUGGAGAUGAUGUUAAGCUCACGCAAGUUGCACUUGGUAUCGGGCAUGAAUAUCCCAGCUAUUAUCCUCAACAAUUGAAGAUUCAAGACGCUCAGUUUAGAUUGCUUUUCCCAUACGUCAAGAGAGUGGAAGCACUGGUCUUGGUAUUUAGAGCCACCUGGAGCCCUAAUGACCAGCAAGAGUUCCCUGGACGAGCUUAUGUCACAACAAGGAACAUCUAUUUUUACAGUCAUCAUUUCGGACUGGUUUUGACUACCGGUGUGUCUUUGGAGAGCAUUAAGGAAGUAACUGCAGCUCCUGGGCGAGACUGUGAUUUCCUUUUCCUUCAUACUAUUCCACCCCUCGGCAGUGAUAUUUCUGGUCGGGUUACGAUUAAAACUUUCCUUGAACCUCUCCGACUUCUUCAAAAACGGCUCAACUUCUUGAUCCAAGGCUCCAUUGCCGUCGAGCAAUUGACUUUGGAAUCUUUGAUCAAAGCACUGAUCAAGAUGGACACUGGGUCUCCAGCCCGAACUUCCAGCGCAGAUAGCUGGGAAGAUCUCUCGUCUGGACUUGCAGACAUCAAACACGACGGGGGCAAGGUUACAGACCCGGGUGAUGCAAAGGACAUUCGACUCCCUAUUUACAUCGACAAAGAUCUCGGGCUGGAUGGAGGCAGGACUGGCCGUGGUCGGGAUAUUGCUAAAUUCAGACUCCCAACCCAACCCGUGGAGUAUGUUCCACAAGGUGAUCUUGUUUUGGUGACCGAAAAGAUUCUCGAUAUAAGCCCUAAAGCUUUGUUCCACAUAUUAUUUGGCGACAAAAGCGCCGUGUGGCAGCUUCUUUUACAUGAGAGGCAAGCUCGAGACAUCAAACAAGGCCCAUGGGCUAGUACAGAAUUGCGGCAUCUGAAGCGUGACUUCCACUACAAUAUCGAUACGACAGACAUCCUUGGUCGUACCCACGAAAAUGCGAUCUCGGAUUAUCAGAUCAUCGAUGUUCUCAACGACCACCUGUGCUACGUGAUCACAGAUAAAAAGACCCCGUGGCAUCUCCCCUUCCGACGUUCGUUCCGGUUGGUUAGCAAGGUUGUCAUUACAUUCCAGGCCAAGUCGAAGAGUAAGCUUGCUAUUUAUACGAAAGUCGAGUGGCUGUGGUCUCCCUAUGGCCUUAAAAACGUGAUCGACAAAAAAGCAAGUGAUGAUCUAGAACAAGACUCCUUAGAUCUUGUCGACCUAGUCAGUGAUCAAGUACGCCGAUUGGGUGCACACAGUCGUACCAAAAAAGCUAUCACAAUCUUCGGCCACGUUGGACGCCAAAGUCAAGUCUCCCAAUUUGGUGGCGCUGGUUCCAACCUGAAGCUGGGACCCCGCAAGCCUCGAACGCAGCGUGCCAUGCACGAGCUUCUUCUCGAGACCUUCUUGUCAUUCCUCGAAACGAGUGUUUCCUUCCUAAUGAUGUGGGCCUUUGAUGUAGUUCGCUGGUCUUGGAAGACCGUGAGUGUACACAAGAUCAUCUUGACCAUGUUGGCCACAAGUGCAAUUCUAAACGGAUACUAUUCUUCGCGGGAUAGUUGGGACUGGUGGCACGAGAGACAUGCGGGAAACUUCAUGGCACGACUGGGUGUACAGCCAAACCUCGUUAUGAGCAAAUCUAUCUACAUGCGGGAUAUUGAUGACGCGGUUGCCAACUCCACAGUCUGGCCCGGUACCGGCAAUGCCAGCGAUUGCUUCGCCACCUUCCACGAGCAGACCACGCGGUAUUCCGAAAUGCCUCUGUCGCUCAGUCCCUCGGGACCCCGGGAUGCAUUGACCAAGAGUGCCAUCAAACGCUUCCAGCAAACCCGUGAGCGUCUUGGCAUGUACCGACACAACCUUCUUGUCGCAUUGCGUGUCGUGAACAGCAUCGAGAAAGAGGUCAUUCAGACCGAGUGGGAACGUUGGCUCCGCGAGGAGGUCCGGCGCUGUCGCCAGGUCGAGGUUCUCCUUGGCGGAGAGGCCACCCAGGGCGACGACUCGCAGCCGAACCGAACGGCCAGAGCUGAGCGUGUCUUUGCCGAGCAUGCAGACAACGUCAAGCAGUGGUAUGAGGAGUAUUGCUCGAGUUGCCGAAUGGAGCAAGAACAGGUCAUAUCCAAUGACCGCGGUGACCUAAUUCCUUGA
Messenger RNA from Penicillium egyptiacum, 3636 nucleotides. Lineage: Eukaryota; Fungi; Ascomycota; Eurotiomycetes; Eurotiales; Aspergillaceae. The record is from the annotation of a GenBank genome assembly.